CAACUAUAAAAAUUAAACAGUAUUGAGUACUGAGUACCUAAAUACUCAAUACCUUCACAACUCUACUGACAACACUGUUCACGGGUCUUUUCGCUAGUCUUUUUUCUUUUCUUAUUCAUAUUCAAAGGCUGCUGAUCUGAGGACACAGCUAAACGAAUAAAAGAGUUUUUAGCGAAUUUUUUUACUGCUACUGCUCUUGACGACGACUCUACGGCGAUACACGGAAAUCGAUUAGCAACACAUACACAAAUCUUGCAUAAUGAAAAUUUGGACGUCAGAACACACAUUCAACCAUCCGUGGGAAACGGUAACGCAAGCAGCCUGGCGUAAAUACCCCAAUCCCAUGACACCGUCCAUUAUUGGCACCGAUGUGAUCGAGCGCAAAGUGGUCGAUGGCGUCUUACACACACACCGUUUGGUACAGUCCAAAUGGUUUUUACCAAAAUGGACCAACAAACUAAUUGGCACCGCCAAAACCUGUUUUGCCAGCGAACGCUCAACCGUGGAUCCCAGCAAACGUUCCAUGAUCCUGAAGACCAUUAAUCUGACAUUUUGCCGUCACAUAUCCGUGGACGAAGUGAUAUACUACGAACCCCAUCCCACAGACCCCUCAAAGACACUGCUGAAACAAGAGGCAUCAGUGACUGUGCAUAGUGUGCCACUGUCCCAUUAUAUGGAAGAUAUGCUCACCUCCACCAUCAGCAUGAAUGCCGGCAAAGGUCGCCAGGGUCUCGAGUGGGUGAUUGGUCGCAUCAAUUCCGAGGUAAAAGGUAUUGCCGAAACUGCUGCCAAAAGUACAGAUGAUUUGAUCUUGACCACAAGACGCUCCCUCGAUGAUAUGACAGAAAGUGCACGCAAAAAUUUAGACGAAAUUAGUGCGCAGGCCGCCAAACAUAUACACAUUUAAGUUAAACAAAAAAACCAACAAUAAUAUAAAAACAACAAUUUAAAAAAUAAUAAACACUAGGUCCCAAUAAGCUCAAUUGGUUCUGCUGACAAUGUCCGGUAAACAUGCUAAGGAAAUAUAGAAAGGAAUACUUAAGAUGUUGGAGAGUUAGAAGAGCAUUGGCGAACAAUUGUAAUAAAGUUUCUGCAAGCCGUUAAAGUUACGGAAUAAAAUGUUUUCACACAUUUUAAACUUUGUGCUGAAUGAAAUGAGUGAACUGUUACUGUUUUCUAACUUCAAAUAUGUACUGCAAAAAGGAGUUGUCUUUCCUUUCUGACAAUAUUAUUACAACAGACAAGUUAUGAUCAUCGUUCCAGUUCCUGUUUUGUUGUUCCACUACGCUAUACUAUUCUAUUUUCGAGUGAUUUUUUUGUUUGUUUAAAAACAUCAAUAAUUGUAUGUAGGUAUUUUUUGUCUUUAUAACACAAAAUCUGAUGCAGUGUAAAUUUUGUAACAAAAAUAUAUAUUUUGUUUAUAAAAAAAUCCCUAAAUUAUGGCAUUAUUCUUUUCUUGUAUUCCCCACUCUACCAUUCAAAACAAUUAAGCUUUUGUAAUGGAUUAUCAUAUUAACUUUUAUUUUCCUUCCUUUUGAGACUUGAUUAUGUUAGUAGUGUAGUUAAUUUAAUCAUCAUCAUCUUCAUUAUCAUCUAUAUAAUAAAAUUAAAUAAUUUUAUCUAUUUACACAAAGAAAAAAAUGUUCAAAAAUUAAAAAAAAAAUAACAAUUACCUAUAAAUAAUUUACAAUUUUGCUAAGAAAGUAAAACCAUUUUGUGUUAAACUAAAAACUACCUUUACAUUCAAGUUAGAGAAGUAUAUAAUUAUGUAUGAUUUAAAGAAGUAGUCUAAUUAAUAAUUUAUUAUUAUGCAAAAUAAAUAAUUGAAUAAAUAAAACUAUAUUUUUAAUUUGAUUUUAAUUCAUA
Molecule: messenger RNA, 1866 nt
Organism: Calliphora vicina (urban bluebottle blowfly)
Lineage: Eukaryota; Metazoa; Arthropoda; Insecta; Diptera; Calliphoridae
Gene: slmo
Product: PRELI domain containing slowmo
Exons: 2
Coding region: 260-907 (215 amino acids)
Biological process (GO): phospholipid transport
Cellular component (GO): mitochondrial intermembrane space
Molecular function (GO): phosphatidic acid transfer activity
Source: RefSeq, a predicted model, not a curated record